GGCUGGGAGGCUGCUCACCGGGGUGUCUGGUGCCACAGCGAGGGCCAGAGGGAGGCAGACGGGCAGAGGUGGGAGAACCACAGCGAAGGGGCGACAGAGGGAAAGAGGAAGACUCCAGGAGAGACGAGAGCCCCCAACAUUCACCCACGUCGCCGCCAGUGGCCACCAGAGCGAGCCUGGGGCAAGGCCUGCCGCCCGUCCGUCCCCAUGGGCCGCCGCAGGCCGUGGCUGCACUCCGCUCUGCUCUGGGCGGCCGUGGCCAGCCUGCUCCUCCCUCCGGCGCUGGCCCAGCAGCUGCGAGGGCCCGGCCCCAGCAGCUGGAACAGCAAUGCCGGUGUCUCCUCGGAGGACGUGUCCGGUGAGUUUGGCCACGCCGUCCACGGCCACCGAGGCCACGGCCACGAGGGCGAGGCUGUUCUCACGGGCCGCGGGCCUCCGUUCUGGAGCCACCGGGACCGCGGAGAGGAGGACGAGGGCGAUGUCUCCGGGGAAGACGGUCGCCAGCUCCACGGCCACGGGCACCGAGGCCACGGGGCCGGAGAGGAGGAUGACUCCGACGAGGAGGCCUCCACGGAGCGUGGCCGUGGGGACGAGGAUGGGGACGAUUCGGAGGAGCAUGGGCGCCCCUCCCCAGGCCAUGGGAGCCACGGCGGCCACCAAGACGAGGAGGAGAGCGAAGUCGUGUCCAGUGAGUAUCGGCGUCGUGUCAUGAGGCACGGGCCCCGAGGCCACGGAGAAGAAGAUGAUGAUGACGAUGAUGACGACGAUGAUGUCUCUACUGAGUAUGGGCACCAGGCCCAUAAGCACCGAGGCCACGGAGAAGAAGAUGAUGAUGAUGGCGAUGAUGACGAUGAUGUCUCUAAUGAGCAUGGACUCCAGGCCCACAGGUCCCACGGCCACAGGGAGGAAGAUGAGGAAGACGACUCCGAUGAGCACCACGACCACGUCCCUGCCCACGGACACCGAGGCCACAAAGAGGAAGAUGAUGACGAUGAUGAUGAUGACGAUGAUGAAGAUGCCUCCAAUGAGUAUGGACACUGGGGGUUCAGGCACCAAGAGGAAGAAGACGACUCCGAGGAGGAGCACCCCCACCACGUCCCUGGCCACGGACACCGAGGCCACAGAGAAGAAGAAGAUGAGGAGGAGGAGGAGUAUGGACUGCAGGUCCCUGGGCGCCAAGGCCACGGGCCGGAAGACGACGCUGCCCCAGACGGGCACCACCACCAUGCGCUGAGCCGUGGGCAUCAAGGCCACGGAGACAAGGAGGAGGAGGAGGAGGAUGAGGAAGAGGAAGAGAGGAGAGGAGAGAGGACUGAGGUUCAGGCCCCACUGAGCCAGGGGGAGGAAGAGGAGGAGGAGGAGCUGGAGGAAGCCCAGCUCCCCUUCACCAUCAUCCCCAACCCGCUGGCCAGGAGGGAGGCGGCGGGCGGAGGCUCCAGUGAGGAGGAGCGUGGCGAGGCCGGCCCGCAGGACGCCCAGGAGUACGGGAACUACCAGCCAGGGUCCCUGUGCGGCUACUGCUCCUUCUGCAACCGAUGCACUGAGUGUGAGAACUGUCACUGUGACGAGGAGAACAUGGGGGAGCACUGUGACCAGUGCCAGCAUUGCCAGUUCUGCUACCUCUGUCCGCUGGUCUGCGAAACUGUCUGCACCCCAGGAAGCUACGUGGACUAUUUCUCCGCGUCCCUGUACCAGGCCCUGGCGGACCUGCUGGAGGCGCCCGAGCCCUAGCCGGCCCCGCGGCGGCGCGGACUCCCUCCCGGCCCCGACCCCCACGAGGCGUAUUUAUUUCUCCGAAUAAACGUG
Molecule: messenger RNA, 1806 nt
Organism: Pipistrellus kuhlii (Kuhl's pipistrelle)
Lineage: Eukaryota; Metazoa; Chordata; Mammalia; Chiroptera; Vespertilionidae
Gene: HRC
Product: histidine rich calcium binding protein
Exons: 7
Coding region: 208-1731 (507 amino acids)
Molecular function (GO): calcium ion binding
Source: RefSeq, a predicted model, not a curated record